Molecule: messenger RNA, 3446 nt
Organism: Tupaia belangeri chinensis (Chinese tree shrew)
Lineage: Eukaryota; Metazoa; Chordata; Mammalia; Scandentia; Tupaiidae
Product: zinc finger protein 717-like
Exons: 6
Coding region: 373-2433 (686 amino acids)
Biological process (GO): regulation of transcription by RNA polymerase II
Cellular component (GO): PcG protein complex; chromatin; nucleus
Molecular function (GO): RNA polymerase II cis-regulatory region sequence-specific DNA binding; DNA-binding transcription factor activity, RNA polymerase II-specific
Source: RefSeq, a predicted model, not a curated record
CCUCCCGCCAUCUUCCUUGAGGAAAUUUUGUUGUCUUUCCUCGUCCUGACGUUUCUCUGCAAGCUUUGGGUUGAAUUCUGUGUCCCUGAAGCUAUAAUUCCAGAAACCUCUAUAUCUUUCCAAGAGCAAAGAAAAUGAAUACAUCUUUGGACUUACUCCCCACCUCCCCAGAUUCCUGGUUAUCUUCUCAGCACUGAGCUUCAUUGCCUGACACUGCACACCAGUAAAACUGCAACCUUUACUUCCUUGAUCUAUGUACAAACUGGAGAAUGCCCACUGGGGUUUGUGUCAUUUGAGGACAUAGCUGUGGACUUCACCUGGGAGGAGUGGCAGGAUCUGGAUAAUUCUCAGAAGACUCUAUACAAGGAUGUGAUGCUGGAGACCUACAAUAGCCUGGUAUUUCUUGGUCACUGCAUUACCAAACCUGAGGUGAUCAUCAAGUUGGAACAAGGAGCAGAGCCAUGGAUUGUAGAAAACCCCCCAUACCAGAGACUUUCAGAUGUCCAGAGAAUGGAUGACCUGUUAGAAGCUAGCCAGAAAAAUCCAGACAGACAUUUCUGGCAAGUUGUAAUCACCAACAGCAGUACAUCAACUAAAGAGAGAGUUGAGUUAGUAAAAAUAUUUAGUUUGAGUUCAAACCAUAUUGCAAAGAUGGUUAUAAGUAAUGAAAAUGAUUCAGUAAUGAGUCCUGAGGAGUUUAAUGUAUGUCAGAACAUUCUUUUUUCUAGUGAGCCUGGUGAGAUAUAUGAUGGAGAGAAACCUGAUACCUGUAAUGUAAAUGAGAAAUUCCCCAGCUAUCAUGAAAAUCUUAAUCAACAUCAUAUGGUUCAGUCCAUGGAGCAAAAUUUUGAAUAUAAUGGACAAGAGAAAGCCUUCCACACAGAAGGAAUAUUGUGGACACAUAAGAGGGUUCACAUAGAAGAUACCCUUUGUAAAGGUAAUGAAUAUGAAAAAACCUGUGGUAAGUCAGUUCUCAUUGCCCAAGACAUGACUCAGCUAGAAAAUAAAACUUUCUAUAAAGAAUCUAACCUCGCCAAUCAUAACAAUUUAGAUUCAGGAGAGAAUGACUAUAAAUACAUUGAAUGGGAGAAACUUUUUAAAACAUCAAUUUUUACAGUACCUCAGAGAACACAUACAGGACAAAAGCCCUAUGCAUGUAAUGAAUGUGAGAAAUCAUUUUCUCAGAAGUCAGUCCUAAAUGUUCAUCAGAGAACACACACAGGAGAGAAACCUUAUGAAUGUAAAGAAUGUAGGAAAUCUUACUACCGGAAGUCAGACCUCACUGUACAUCAGAGAACUCACACAGGAGUGAAACCAUACGAAUGUAAAGAAUGUAGGAAAUCUUUCUACUAUAAGUCAGCCCUCACUGUACAUCAGAGAAUUCACACAGGAGAAAAACCCUAUGAAUGUAAAGAAUGCAGGAAAUCUUUCUACCGGAAAGCACAUGUAAUUCUACAUCAGAGAACUCACUCAGGAGAGAAACCCUAUGUGUGUAAAGAAUGUAGUAAAUCUUUCAACCAGAAGUCAUACCUUACUGUUCAUUUGAGAACUCACACAGGGGAGAAACCCUAUGAAUGCAAGGAGUGUGGCAAAUGUUUCUAUCAGAAGUCAGAACUCACUAACCAUCAGCGAACUCACACAGGAGAAAAACCCUAUCAGUGUAAAGAAUGUGGGAAAUCUUACUACAAAAAGUCAUACCUCACUGUGCAUCAGAGAACUCACACCGGAGAAAAGCCCUAUGAAUGUAAAGAGUGUAGGAAAUCUUUCCACAGCAAGUCAAAGCUCACCGUACAUCAGAGAAUUCACACAGGCGAAAAACCAUAUGAAUGCAAAGAGUGUAGGAAAUCUUUCUGCCGGAACUCAGAUCUUACCGUGCAUCAAAGAACGCACACAGGAGAGAAGCCGUAUGAAUGUAAAGAAUGUAGGAAAUCUUACUAUAAUAAAUCAUACCUUACUGUACAUCAGAGAACUCACACAGGAGAGAAACCCUAUGAAUGUAAAGAGUGUAGAAAAUCUUAUUUCAACAAGUCAUACCUUAUUGUACACCAGAGAACUCAUACAGGAGAGAAACCAUACGAAUGCAAAGAGUGUAGGAAAUCUUUUUACAGCAAGUCAAAACUUACUGUACAUGAGAGAACUCAUACAGGAGAGAAACUCUAUGAAUGUAAAGAAUGUAGGAAAUCUUUCUAUUGGAAGUCAGACUUCACUGUGCAUCAGAGAACUCAUACAGGAGAGAAACCCUAUGAAUGUAAUGAGUGUGGAAAAACCUUUUGUCAGAAGUCAUACCUUAGCAAACAUCAGCGAACUCACUCAAGGGAGAAAUCUUGUAUAGCAGAGACUGGUUGUGUUCUCCAGAAUCCACUAUCUUCUCUCUGGGACACACAGUCUGAUUUUCUCAGCCUCCCUUUAUUGUGGGUUGGAUCGUGCAACUGAAGUCUUUGCAGGAGGCUAUGGACACAAGCAAUCAUUACUUCUUGACCUUAUUUCUCAAACCCUGUGGCUCUGGUCUGCAGAUGACCCUCAUCGUGGCCUUAAGAGUUAUACUUGGAAAAAGGCCACUGUAAUUUAGAUAUAAAGAACUGGAGACAGCACAGAUGUUCCUACCUGUAAUCUGGAAACUUUCCUUUGUAUUUAUGAUCGUGAGAAACACAUAUCUACUCUGUCAGUGCAUUGUGUAUCUGAUCUGUUUGCAAUACAGUUCAGUCCACUGUAGCUAAUUCUCUCUCUGAACUUUCUGAGGGUAGUUAACAGUCUUUAUGGAUCAACAUAUCCAUGCAUGAGGCAAACCUCUGCUGUAAUUUUUCAUCCCCAACUUUAUGGAUAUGUGAGAGAAAUCAUCAGCAAAAACAAGGCAACAGUCUUGGUAAUGCCUCUGUCAGGCAGAGAAGUAUCUUUCAACACUGAAAAUACACCGAAUAUUUGCCAAUAUUUUAAUGCAUCAAAGGUUUUUGAAUACUAUCAUCAUAUAUUAACUUACUUUAAUUGGCUAAUAUUUUGAUUACUCAACAUUUUUUUGAACUUUGUUCUAGUAACAGAUCAGCUGAGUAACCACAGAGGUUAUCACAUCACCUAGGUACACCAGCCAUCUUGUAUAUCCAGCACUGUUUGGUUUAUCUGGAAUGGAGAGUGAGUCUCUUCUAUCCUCUGGUUUCAGUAGUCACUUACUCUAUCAGGAGUGUAUAUACAGGGUGGAGAGAGGCUGUGGUCAGUGUCCUGGGGGCCUAGGAAUCCAGGUGUUUGUGUGUGUGUGUGUGUGUGUCCCCCCUUUAGUUUGCUUACACCAUUGAGGUGCAUUACUCCUGUUUGUAGUUGAGUCCUUCCUUGACUGAAUUUAUAUGGCCUGUGUCUGAUCUCUUUGAUUUCACUGAGCUAUUCUUAGUUAUGCUUAAAUAUAAUACACAAAGUUAUAGUAACUCUGGACUGCUAUUUAAAUACUUUUUGUUCAU